This is a messenger RNA of Spirometra erinaceieuropaei, 2209 nucleotides long. NCBI's taxonomy places the organism in Eukaryota, Metazoa, Platyhelminthes, Cestoda, Diphyllobothriidea, Diphyllobothriidae. The record is from the annotation of a GenBank genome assembly.
AUGCUGCGGCCCUACCACUCAGAAGUGCCUAAAGACCCAAGGACGCUAUUGCAAACGCCUCGGACCUGCAUUAGCAAGCCCCUGAACAAAGGCAACUAUGUUCAUUUAGGUCUUGAACGUGGUCUGCUGGAUCAACUGCACAUUCUGCCCGAAACAAGCGUUCCUGAAAUGCGCAUCCAACUGCAUAUCGACGGAAUGAAGAUAUUCAAGGGUUCUAAUCGAGGCCUGUGGCCGAUUCUUGCCCGUGUUCGCCAUCCAGUUGUUGGUCAGCCCUUCAUUGUUGGAGUGUUCUCCGGUCCCGGCAAACCCGAUCCGUUGGAUGACUUCCUGGGCGACUGUGUUGGCGAGCUGAAAGACCUCCUGGCCAGUGGUCUGCGCAUUCCACAUACGCAAAAUAGCGUAAAGGUGAUCUUAGACAAUGUUAUCUGCGACACCCCUGCCCGAUGUUUUGUGCGGCAAGUUAAAGCUCACAAUGGCUGUUACGGGUGUGACAGGUAUGUUGUUUCGUACCUUUAACUAUAACCACCACAGGUGUUCCCAUAUGGGCAAACGUAUUGCAAACCGCAUGACGUUUCCAGUAUGCAGUGGGCGUCUGCGUGACGACAGGUCAUUCAGGCUGCGAAGACAGGAACCGCACCACAAGGGCAGGUCUCCGUUCGAGGAUUUGCCCGUCGAUAUGGUGACCUCCUUCCCACUCGACUAUAUGCACCUGGUUUGCCUGGGCGUCAUGCGGAAGUUACUGCAUAUUUGGCGUCUGGGCUCCAGCAGGCACUCUGACUCAUUGAAUGAGUCUAGUAAGAUGUGCAGCCAAAAUUUGCCGGUCGAGUUUUCGCGUAAAUGCAGAACACUCGAUUGUCUAGAGUUUUGGAAGGCUGCCGAAUACAGGCAAUUCCUACUGUACAUAGGCCCCGUCGUUUUUUCCUCCGCCUUAAGCGAAGCCCGUUACCAACACUUUUUACAGUUUUCCCUCGCAGUGCACAUAUAUUGCCAUCCCAUAUUGCAUAUAUCUUGCGGAGAAUACGGCCGACUUCUGUUAAAUCGCUUUGUUGUUAAUUUCCCCACCUUGUAUAGUCCCUCCGAUAUUAUUUACAAUGUCCAUUGUCUGCUUCACCUGUAUGACGAUGUGUCUCGGUUUGGAGUGUUGGAUAAUUUCUCGGCAUUUCCUUUCGAGUCCUUUUUGCAGAGUGUCCGCAGCAGUAUAAAAGGGCCUACUAACGUAGCCGCGCAGGUUUUCAAGCGCUUUUCUGAAAGACGCUUGCCUGAGUUACCAACAUGCCCAAUGCUGUUCGACGACGACGAGGGAGUAGCACGGGCAUUUAAACUGCCUCGCGGAUCCACCGCAAUUUUCCAUAGAGACUUUGUUUUGUCAAAUAAACAGCCCGAUAAUGUGGUACUUAUCGGAAAUAGACCGUGCCUGCUGACAUCAGUGUCGGAUACCGGCAUAACUCACCGCCCGUUCCUUGACUGUGAGGACCUUUUUACAACAUCCCUUCCCUCAUCCUCCUUGUAUAUGUUUAAAGCCUCCCGUUUGUCAGGCGUUCCUUCAACUGCUGCCCUCUCAGACAUCAUUUGUAAAUAUGUUCCCUUUGAUAUUGACGGUCGUUUUUUUCUAAUUCCGUUACCGCACACUGUGCGUGCGCGGUGACUCUUGUUUACAUUGUUCAUUUGAUAUAAAUUUCCCUGUAGAUGUAUUCGGUUGUCGAAUUCAUAAAUGAUAAGACUGUGGCCGUGGUGGCUGCAGCCUGGUUUUACGACGUGGGCAGCGUUAUGUGGCCUAAGAACCACAAAGAGCGGGCCGUCCUGCUGAAUAAUAACAAGCGGCCACCAGACGGCACCAAGGUGUACGCUGUUCGGCUACUAAAAAGUAACCUGACACUGGUGAAGGCCAGACAGCUGGUCCGGAAAGCAGAGCUGUCGGACAAUCUUUCUAGUUCUGAGCCGGGCGAAUUAGGCAGAGGGAUAAAGAGAAAGUACAUGUCCCAUACUGUUAAUAUUUCUUUGCAGGUAUGUCCGCAGGCAGACGUCGGAUUCAGACGAUGAUGACGAACCACUUUAUCGUCCGAGACAGCUACUUGGUUGGCCAACACCACCACGAAUAUUACAGUAAGCAUAAUUAUCGUUAAUUAUUCGUACGCCAAGAAUGGACGAACAGAUGCCCCACCUCUUCUCUCAGUCGAGUCACCCUACGCCAUCGACUUCAUAUCGGUAG